UGCAAUCUCAAAAUCAACAGUCUCUCCCUCUUUCCUCUUCAUGUCUCUUUAUAUGUCACUUUGUCUCUGUCUGUAGUACUAGGAACAAUCCAAAAUAUUUUAAGGUUGUAAUGAAAUUGAGGAAGCCAGAAUCAUGCAAAUGCCACAGAUUUUCCUUUACCUGUGUCUUGUUGUCACCCUGAGUCCAGUGGGGCUCAUGAAUACCCAGCAGCCUAAGGAGAAGGGAGAGAAUGAAACACGCUGUUCAGCUUGUGACUGGAGGGAGAAAAGUCUGCCAUUAAGGCUGGAAGCAAUCAAGUCUCAACUUCUCAACAAGCUGCGCCUCAAACAGGCACCUAACAUUAGUCGGGAUACUAUAAAACAACUCCUUCCCAAGGCACCCCCACUACAGCAACUUCUUGACCAGUACGAUGUGCAAGGGGAUGACUGUAAUGACGCACCACUCGAGGAUGAUGAUUUUCAUGCUACCACAGAGACCAUCAUCACAAUACCUACUGAACCGGAUUUUGCCAUCCCAAUGGAGGGAAAGCCUAAAUGUUGCUACUUCAAGUUCAGUUCAAAGAUCCAGCACAACAAGGUUCUCCGAGCUCAUCUUUGGAUACACCUGAGGCCAGUUCAGCGACCAAUGACCAUAUACAUACAGAUCUUCAGAGUCAUAAAACCUAAGGUGGGUGAUGAUGGCCCAAGGGUAACAGGCAUUCGUUCUCUGAAAGUGGAAAUGAACUCGUGUACUAGUGGGAUUUGGCAGAGUGUGGACUUUAAAAUGGUACUACAGAACUGGCUAAAACAUCCGGAGACCAAUUUUGGCAUUGAAAUCAAAACUUUUGAUGAUACUGGGCGUGACCUCGCUGUAACUUCCCCAGGACCAGGGGAAGAAGGGCUGCAACCAUUUCUGGAAAUAAAGAUUACCGAUAUACCAAAGAGGUCAAGAAGAGAUUCUGGUCUUGAUUGUGAAGAACACUCAAAUGAAUCUCGAUGUUGCCGUUACCCUCUCACUGUGGACUUUGAAGCUUUUGGUUGGGACUGGAUUAUUGCUCCUAAAAGAUACAAAGCUAAUUAUUGUUCUGGAGAAUGUGAGUUUGCAUUCCUGCAAAAGUACCCACAUACUCAUGUAGUACUUCAAGCAAAUCCUAGGGGCUCAGCAGGACCUUGCUGUACCCCAACCAAAAUGUCACCAAUUAAUAUGUUGUAUUUCAAUGGAAAAGAACAAAUAAUCUAUGGAAAAAUUCCAUCCAUGGUGGUUGAUCGUUGUGGGUGCUCAUGAAUUUGUCUUGUUGGGGUAAUGCCCACUGCAUCAAAAAACAUGGAGUGGCAAACAUGAUUAUCCCUCAGUAGGUUUUUCCAUUAUCAAGUUCUGUGCAAUAGACUAAGAAAAAGACUUAUAGUACAGAUUCACAGUGUACUGCAGCGCAUUAUAUGUGAAUUUGCUAAGAAGUCAAAUCAUGCAGUGGAUGGUCGUCUUGUUGGGAGCUGAGCCAGAAAAAAAAACUGUGGAAUAAAGAUAAGAAACACACCUAUAUAUACAGAUAACACUGUAUACAAUAAAGGAAUGUAUAUGUCUGUUGGUUGGACUCAGUUUUAAUGGAUAAAACAGAAUUAGAUGGGUAUAAUUUAAAAAGAAAAUAAUUACUCACAGCUUCAUUACAUAAUGUAUUUACACAAAUAUAUCAUAAUCUGGUAAAAAUAGCAUUCUGACCACAAUGCCAUCUGACUAAUUUUCCUAAACACUUGAAUUAAUUAUAUCAGCAUGACCAAGAAGAUAAACUUGACGUAUUCAGAGAAAGAGAGCCUAGACUAGGGGUGUCACACUAUUCAUGCUAUAGUAAUUGUAUAUCAAGCAUAUACUAUUGAUUUAAGACUGGUUAUAAAAAAGGAUUUAGAAUCAUGCCAUGGCAGCUUUUUUCUCAAACAGUAUAGUGCCAUUUUGCAUAUAAUACAUACAUAUAUAUAUUAUGUAUCACUUUUAGAUAACUGUUAAACAAAUGCAUGACUCUGAUUACCUAAAUUCUUGUUGUGGCAUCCCUAGUUUAUAAGAAAGGCAUGAUUUAAAGCAAAAGGCAGAGAAAGAAAAGUGUUACAACUGAAUACCCUUACUGCAUGACUGCCUUUGCAACAGUACAGCUUGCACUAUAGCAAACCAGUCUAUGGAACUGGUUGCUACGAAUGUUGUAAAAACAGAUUUUGAUAUUGCAUAUAUGUACAUGGCAUUUUGUUUUGUAAAUACAUUUUCAUUCCUUUUUUCAUUUGUAGGUAUUAUGUGUAUAAAAAGAAUACUUUAUAGAUAAAUCUGUACCAUACAAAAUCAUAUAUGUGUUCUACA
Molecule: messenger RNA, 2320 nt
Organism: Protopterus annectens (West African lungfish)
Lineage: Eukaryota; Metazoa; Chordata; Ceratodontiformes; Protopteridae
Gene: MSTN
Product: myostatin
Exons: 3
Coding region: 134-1264 (376 amino acids)
Biological process (GO): SMAD protein signal transduction
Cellular component (GO): extracellular region
Molecular function (GO): growth factor activity; cytokine activity
Source: RefSeq, a predicted model, not a curated record